This is a messenger RNA of Schistocerca serialis cubense, 2167 nucleotides long. RefSeq names its product methyltransferase-like protein 25B. The transcript is spliced from 11 exons. The record is from RefSeq and is a predicted model, not a curated record. Lineage: Eukaryota; Metazoa; Arthropoda; Insecta; Orthoptera; Acrididae. Bases 205 to 1692 code for a protein of 495 amino acids.
UUGCUGUUUUGAAUUGAGUACGAAGUAAACACUAAACAGUGAGAUGUUGAUGUUGUUUUUCUUGUAUGGUGAUCAACCCUGAGGCAGAAAUUUGUUUGACAACAAUGCAAAUGCGUUAUCUCAGCAGAGUUUGAAGACAACAGUUAUUAUGUGUAAUGACACUGUUAUCGUAAGAACAGUCUGGUAAUACACUGGAGCCUCGCGAUGGAGACUUGCAAAGAAUGCAGUAGAUUACAACAAAGAAUUGAUAUUUCCCUUACUAUUACUGAAAUGUAUUCAUGGCUUUUGGAUUCAUAUGUCCUGGACUAUUAUGUGGACAAGCACUGGCAAAAACUGCCACCAUCUUGGCAAAAUACUUUUAAAGAUGUUGAUCCUCAAGAACUCAGUUCACUAAUAAAUAAUCAAACCAAUGAACUGAGGUCCAAGAGACCCUGGCCACUUAGCUUACUGACAUUAAGGUACUUGUUAGUGAAACUGCAACUGUCAAGGAAACAAGUGGCAGAAAGUUUUCAAGCACAUCUUGUAUCACACUGUCAUGGAAAGAAUUGCCAUGAACAUAGAACUGAAAUAAAAGUACCAUCUGUUUUAGCACCUACAGCCAAAGUUAAUGAAACAUCGGGAGAACAUCUAAUUUCUAAAGUAGAUAAAGUCUUGACAAGACAUGUUAAACCAAAAAAGCAGUAUGAAAUAAAUUCGAUGGCAAAGGUAACUGCGCAAGCAGCUGAACAUUGUGAUGUGAAGUUGAUUGUGGACGUCGGAUCAGGACUGGGACAUUUGUCACGAAUGCUGGCAUACAGAUAUGGGCUUCAGGUGUGCUGUAUAGAAGCUCAAGGUAACCUUCUGGAACAAGCAAGGAUUUUAGAUAAUGAUACAGAGAAGUACUUGUCAAAAUACUUAUCGGCCGAAGAAAUGAAGAAGUUAUGUCGACCAGUGCAUAUAAAUGCUGUCAUUGAUUCACAAUUCACAGCUCUUUCACUCAUGAAGGAACUGAGGAAUGCAUAUGGAAUUGGUGAAAAUGAUUUAAAAUUUGGAAUAAUAGGCUUACAUCCUUGUGGUGAUUUGGCGCCUAUUUUAUUAAAGCUCUUUACUGAUUGUCCUGAUGCUGUAUUCAUCAAUGUUGUUGGAUGUUGCUACAUGAAAAUAUCAACAAAUAUUGAAGGUACACCAAAGUUAAUGGGCUAUCCACUAAGCACUUUUGUAUCCAAGAGGCCACAUAUGUUGAGUUUUGAAGCACGUGAAAUAGCAUGCCAUGCAAUAGAGACAUACAGAGAUCGUCUUCAUGCUGGCGAUUAUGAGAAUUUAAAAAUUCAUUGUUUUCGGGCUCUUCUUGAGAAGAUUUUGGUCAAGCAUUGGCCUCAUUUACGGCACUCUGUUGUCAAAAGCAUCAAACAUUACAGUGGCCUGAAUUUUCGAGACUACUGUGAGAUUGCCACUGCAAGACUUGGUGUGAAAAUACCAAGUGAAGACUUCUUCUCUGAGGAAACUUGUUUAAGCCUGUCCGAGUGGAAAAAAGUUGUCACAUUUUACACUCUUCGUUUGAUGUUGGCUCCAUUAGUGGAAACAAUAAUUCUCUUGGACAGAUUACUUUUCUUGCAAGAACUAGAAAUUGGCAGUGCCUUGAUUCCUUUAUUUGAUCCAAAAAUUUCUCCAAGAAAUCACAUCCUCAUUGCAUUGAAGCAUUUCAAGUUUUAGCAUCUUAUGUGAUUUCAACAUGAUGAAAAUCAAGUAUGCAAAGAACAUGCAAAUUGUUACCAUUUUCUGUUAUCUUUACAUCUAGUAUAGUGUUAACAAUAAAGACAAACUAUUUCAGGGAGAAAAAUAUAGCAUAAUAUAUACUGUAUGUUUCCAUUUGUAUUGCAAGAGAUUCACUGCAAAUAUAUUUUUACUGCAUAAUACCCUCAUUAGCUGUGCCAUGUGCUUAAGAAAUAGUAGACAAGAAACUAGACAUGAUUGCAGUAUGCUGCUACGCAAACUGUGCCUUGAGUGAUAAGUCCGUGUUGGUUGUGUUGGCUUCAUCAUCACUUUCUUCAGUACUUACUUUCUCAAACCCUUGAUGACGGUCCAAAAAUUGGCCUAGUUUGAAGCCUUCAACAUGAGAUGUGUGAAAUGCCCACCGCUUGUUAUAACUGCUGUAUCUUAGAAGACAGCCUGACAAAAAAUGUUUCAC